This is a messenger RNA of Hylaeus volcanicus, 920 nucleotides long. Its product is annotated as zinc metalloproteinase nas-13. The transcript has 4 exons. The record is from RefSeq and is a predicted model, not a curated record. Gene Ontology annotation, molecular function: zinc ion binding; metalloendopeptidase activity. The coding region runs from base 179 to 877 and encodes 232 amino acids. Gene Ontology annotation, biological process: proteolysis. NCBI's taxonomy places the organism in Eukaryota, Metazoa, Arthropoda, Insecta, Hymenoptera, Colletidae.
GCAAGCGUGAGCCACCGGUGGUACACGCCGCCCGCUAGGACAUAUAAUUGUAAGCCACCACCAUGUGUUAAACAACAUAUCCUUUAUUUAUUUGCAAACAGCGAACCGUAUAAAAUCUUGGUCGAAAAAGGAUACUCAAAACCUGUGGGAAUUGAGCGGCUUGUACGAAGGAGAUAUAAUGCUUGCUGAGGAAACGGACGAAACGAGGAACGGUUUGGUGAAAACUGCGGCUCGUUGGCCCGGAGGAAUCGUACCUUAUUACAUAAAGGAAGAGGACUUCGACGAAGAGGACGUUGAAGUGAUCGAAGGUGCCAUAAAGGAAUAUCACGAGAACACGUGCUUACGCUUCCGACGUUACAAGAAAACCGAUGACGAUUACAUUACGGUAGAAGGGAAAAUGUCAGGAUGUUGGUCGUUAGUUGGCCGACACAACAAAGGGCAAGUGGUGAACCUACAGAAUCCAGGAUGCGUGCACCACGGUGUGGUCGUUCACGAGUUCAUGCACGCGCUGGGCUUCUACCAUCAACAAAGUGCCGCGGAUCGCGACGAAUGGGUCACCAUUCAUUGGACAAACGUCAAACCAGGUAAAGAACACAAUUUUAACAAAUACGACAACCGUACCGUCACCGACUAUGGAAUCGGUUACGAUUACACGAGCGUAAUGCACUACAGUUCUCAUGCAUUCUCAAAAAAUGGUGAACCGACCAUCACACCAAAAAAAGAAAAGGUGAAGCUUGGACAACGAAAAGGACUCAGCGGAAAGGAUAUAUUAAAAAUACAAAAGAUGUAUGAAGAAGAGUGCCACGGUCGGCGACCUGAAGGAAACAACGACUCGUCGGAAGAUAUAUCCAUCGAUUGGAUCUUUAAUUCCCUGUAAUUACUUCUAUUUCGUCUAAGGCGAAUCUCCGUAUUAUGUUUUU